Aspergillus novofumigatus IBT 16806 is the source of this 731-nucleotide messenger RNA. RefSeq lists its product as uncharacterized. Bases 138 to 731 code for a protein of 197 amino acids. The record is from RefSeq and is a predicted model, not a curated record. NCBI's taxonomy places the organism in Eukaryota, Fungi, Ascomycota, Eurotiomycetes, Eurotiales, Aspergillaceae. The transcript has 2 exons.
GUCUCAGAAGCAGUUCCAGUGUCUGCAUCAGAACAGACUGAAGUUCCUUGCAUGUAUCCCGCUCGAUUCCCUUCCAUAGCUGUUGCACUUUGACCACGAUAUGAUGUGGAUAUAGAUCGAUAGCCACGAGGGAACUCAUGUACAUGGCCUUCCCAAUGUGGGAUUGCAAAUCGAUUAUCUCAUCCAAAGUGGAGGCAGUUCAUCAAUGUCCCUCAGCCGCGGAUCUGACGACGCUCAUCCGGUCAGGAGAUCCGUCCGUCGGGCCGUUUGACCGCAUCAACGACAACAAGUAUACAGAGCUUGCAAUGCAGCAUGAGCUCUUCUGCACUGGUCUGCUUGGUUCCAGCCGCGCCAAUUGCAAGAUGUACCCCACAGUCGGCAAGACGGAUACAAGCGUCGCCACGGCAACAUCACCUUCAUCACCACCCAUGGCGCACGCAUACAUUCCGACAGACCGCAACAUCUCAGGCAAUAGCGCCUGCAGCAAGGUGACCUCCCUACAUCAGCAACAGUGGCUACGACGGCGCGGUGGUGUGUUGAACAGGCUGUACGGGAUCCCUCCACCCCCGCAAGGAAGGCAAACCGUCCACAUCUGUGUCUCAUUCGCGCAGAGUAGCGGAUACGGAACAGCUGGCAGGGUUCAUACAGGCUAUUCGGAUAUGCCUGUCGUGCAAGCCCGACGGGCAUGUGGCGAUGCACGGGCCUGCAGACCAUGGGCAUAUCCGGAGUAG